AUGGACCUUCUGGGAGGCUAUGGGUCGGGCUCGGACAGCGAUCCCGGCUCCCCGCAGCCCGCAAGCAACACUGGCACCGCCACGCUGCUCACCAGCCGCCUGCCGGUGCAGGCAGCGCCCCCAGUAGCCCAGCAGCCGCCCACAGACCCGUCGCAGCUGGCCUCCAGGCUGCCGGCGCCCUCGGGAGCCAAGGCGCCGCUCUUCUCCGGGCUGCCCAAGCCUGCGCAGAAGAAGAAAGUGGUGGUUCAGUUCCGUGUGCCCAUCAGCUACGACCCUGCGGAUGUCAAAGCCGUGGAGGAGGAGCCGGCGCGCAAGCGGCAGAAGGCCAGCGCUCGCGGGCGCAGCCUGUCCGAGCUGCUGCCGGCGCCCAAGAAUGCGGCGGCAGGCAGCGGGCGGCGCCUGGAUGUGCUGGGUGGCGGCGCGGCCGGCGGCGCAGGGGCAGGGGCCAAGGCUGGAAGAAAGUACGACUCAGACGACGAUGAGAUUGUGCCGGGCACAGAGGACCGCAGCGGCAUGGUGGACCUGGCGCCAGGCGACGCGCCCGGCGCCGCCGCUGACGGCAACGAGGCGUUUCGCGUCGACGCGGGCGGCGGGGGUGGCGGUACGGCGGCGGCGGCGCAGUACGACGCGGCGCAGCAGCAGCAGUACGCUUCCUGGCAGGCCUACUACCAGCAGCACGGCGGCCACGAGUACAACCAGCACCAGCAGGCCGCCGUCGCCGCGGCCGCCGCCACCGCCGUCGACCCCGCAGAGGCGAUGCUGCAGGCGGCGCUGGCGGCGGAGCGGGAGAAGGCGGCGCGCAGGGGGCAGCCGGCGGCGGCGGCGGGCAUAGAGAUCAGAGAGGUGCGCGGCGACCAGCUCAAGGCGAUGGAUCCGGGGCAGCGGGCGGGUGUGGAUGCCAUCCGCAACGCGCUGGGGGCAGACUACGAGGCCAAGCUGCGCAAGGAGGCGGGCUCCGACCCCUCCAAGCUGGCCAAGCGGCGGCACCAGAUCGGCUCGCUGUACCACUACGCUAAGCAGAAGGAGCUGGAGCAGCUGGAGGUGCGGGCCGCGGGGUCCAAGACCAAGGCAGAGACGCAGAAGAAGUAUGGGUGGUAG
Molecule: messenger RNA, 1098 nt
Organism: Chlorella variabilis
Lineage: Eukaryota; Viridiplantae; Chlorophyta; Trebouxiophyceae; Chlorellales; Chlorellaceae
Exons: 6
Coding region: 1-1098 (365 amino acids)
Cellular component (GO): nucleus
Source: RefSeq, a predicted model, not a curated record